Messenger RNA from Cylicocyclus nassatus, 1176 nucleotides. The record is from the annotation of a GenBank genome assembly. Lineage: Eukaryota; Metazoa; Nematoda; Chromadorea; Rhabditida; Strongylidae.
CUGAUCUUAGCGGAAAAACCCGCAAAGCGAUAUUCUUUUCUUCCCAAAGUAUUAUAUUUUAACUUCACUAAUAUUAUACUCUUUUUAUCCAUAGAUAGAUAUGUAGUAUAUAAAACUGCUACUUGCACAGCCUUAUCCUUUCAUUCAGCCUCGGUUUUCACUAGUUGUUUCAUCUCAAUAGCACUCAUCUUUCGCUUAUUAAAAACUUGUAGCUGUGAAAUUUCAAGGCAUGCGACGAUGACAUCUACGAAAUUAGAGCAAUUGUACAAAGAACUCGAUGAGGUGGAUGCUGGCACCCAUCCCGAAUACUUAGCAAGUUUAAAACAAAUAGAACAGAUUUAUGAAGAACAAAGGGAGCGUGAACAAAUAGCUCAUGAGCUUGCCGUUGAACGUAUUGAUUAUGAAUACAAUCGACGGAAACAACAGAUACAAGAUGAUUUGGAGCGGAAAGAAAAGGAACUCGUACAGACCAUGUUGGCAGAUUUUGAUGAGAUGGAAAAGCGCAUAGAGCUAGAGUAUACCAAUAUGGAAGUGUCGCGAGCAUGUUGUCCCAAUAUUCUCAAUGACACAACAAAGAAGACUUUGAGAGGUCGUGGAGGGGUUUUGAUCGAACCACCGACCUAUUUCAAUGCUACACCUAAGCCAGCAACACCAAAUAUAACUGUGGAUACCAGAUAUCUACUGACAGAUUCUGAGAUUGCCGAAGAUGUCCGCGCCUUUUCCGGCGAUAAGAGCAGUCCGCACAAACUUCAACGGCUCUUCGAAGUUAUACUAAUGAAGCAGAAAUUAACAUAUGAUGGAAAAGCAUACAAGCAAGGCGAAGAAGUCCAUGUCGAAAACUUGGAGUAUGGAAAAUUCCCCGCUAAGAUGGAUUGCAUCACCGAAACUGUGGUGUCAUUCAAGUCCACACUGCCAUGGGAUACCAGACAAAUACAUGCAUCCUACUCUGAUCUAACAGAAGGGCGGGUGCAAAUCGCUAAGAAACGCAACAACUAGGAAACAAUGCUUAUCACUUUCAUUUUAUAAUUGCUCAAGUCAGAUUGUUUUACCUUUCAAACUUAUAUCUUCCAAUAUUCGUUUUCAGGUAUAAUUCAAGGUCUUGUAGGUACAGGGUUGUUUUAAAUAAUGUGAAUCUAUCGUUUGUCAAAAAGCCAAUGAAUCUCGUUACCUCAAGCU